This is a messenger RNA of Bombyx mandarina (wild silkworm), 1161 nucleotides long. RefSeq lists its product as uncharacterized. The record is from RefSeq and is a predicted model, not a curated record. NCBI's taxonomy places the organism in Eukaryota, Metazoa, Arthropoda, Insecta, Lepidoptera, Bombycidae.
AUGCCUUCAUGGAUUGUCAAAAUACCACUAUUAUUGAUUUUAUUGAUACAACAUACAAUUCCGAUGGCUAUGCUGCAAAAACCUUCAUAUUUUUCAUCAUAUGAUUCGAAUAGUGACCUAGAAGAAUACAUGAAAACUAAAAGCUAUAUUCCAAACGAAGAAAAUUUACCGAAAAUGCCUUCAGCAGUCACUUAUUCAGGUACUGAUUCAAGCUACGUGUUAUCAAAAUUGACAGACGAAGAAUUGUAUAAUCUCUUAAAUUCACAACCAAAGAAAAGUGAAUAUGGAUUAAGUGAUUUAAUUAAAGUUGGAUAUAAUGCAGACCGAGAUGCACCUAAAUAUUUUGUUAAACAGAAAGAAGAUGUUGAUUUCAAAAGCAAAAUUGCCAAAUUACCUCAAAAUCAUUUAUAUGAUAAAAGAAUUGACAAUCAAAAUGCAGUCUACAGAUUGCAGAACAGGGAAAUCGUAAAUGCGGCUGAUGAUCGAAAUUAUCCAGCGGUUAAGAAAUUAACUGAAUUACUAAACAAUAAUGUUCGUGGAUGGUACGACGACGAAUUUUCUGGAAUUGGGGGUGAUAAAAAAAGAGACUUACUAUUUAAUAUUUUAGUUGCUGAGUUGAGGUCACUGUGUUGCGAAAAGAACCAAGCAAAAUCCAUUAAACCAUUCGAUAGAUUAAAAACCUUUUUGAAUUCCAUAAAGGCAGAAGAUGUCGAAAAAAGGAAUUCAAUUAAUAAUGAAAAACUCACGAAAACUAUUUCAGAACACAUGUUUUUAGUAAUUAAUGACGAACUCAAAAGUAAGGUUAACACUGAUGAACUAAUGCUAGUUGACCCAGAAAGCCUAGCAAAAAAUAGCAGUGUGUUAUUACUUGGACCAAUAGUGACUCCGUUGACAGAUGAUCAAUUGAAAUUAGCUAUGGAUCGUAUUUCAAAUGAGAUUUCGAAACCAGAGUAUCUACCACUUCUUCGACAGUUGUCGGCAGGGCAAUUAUACAAUUACAACAAUCUUCGAAAAAGUUUCAUUACCGGUCCAGAGACAAGAAGAUACAUUAAGCCACACAGGUGUAAUUAUCAAUCGAAACUCGCAAAGAUUUACGGGGGCCCCAAAUGGAUUGUCUGCACCGGCUACCUUAAUUUAAAUGAACCUAGUCUGUAUGAUUAA